Molecule: messenger RNA, 1665 nt
Organism: Fulvia fulva
Lineage: Eukaryota; Fungi; Ascomycota; Dothideomycetes; Mycosphaerellales; Mycosphaerellaceae
Product: Acyl-CoA dehydrogenase apdG
Exons: 4
Coding region: 1-1665 (554 amino acids)
Molecular function (GO): oxidoreductase activity, acting on the CH-CH group of donors; flavin adenine dinucleotide binding
Source: RefSeq, a predicted model, not a curated record
AUGUCGAAGACUUUCACUGCCGUUGAUGUGGCAGCCCACAAGAAGCCCGAUGACCUCUACAUCAUUGUGGACGAGGAUGUCUACGACCUAACCAAGUUCCAGGACGAUCAUCCUGGAGGCAAGAAGAUCUUACAGCGAGUCGCCGGCAAGGAUGCAAGCAAGCAGUUUUGGAAGUACCACAACGAGAGCAUCUUGAAGAAGUACCAAGGCCAGCUGCAAGUCGGUUCUCUCGAUAGCAAGCCAAAGCCAGCACAAGCACCAACACCACCAGCGACACCUCCGCCAGCCGAGAAGAAAGAGGCAGCUGUACCAACGGCAGAGUCUGGCACACUGGGCAUUCAGCCACAGGCAGCACCAGAGGAGGUAGAAGCCAUGGACCAAUUCGGAGACAUGGUGCCAUACGCAGAUCCCUCGUGGUACCAAAGCUAUCACACCCCGUACUUCAAUCAGACCCACGCCGACUUGCGUGCAGAGGUGCGGCAGUGGGUAGAAGACGAGGUCAUGGCGAACGUUACUGAAUGGGACGAGGCGAAGAAGGUGCCUGAUAGCAUUUACAAGCAGAUGGGUGAGCGUGGAUAUCUUGCCGGUUUGAUGGGUCUUCACCACUGGCCAAAGGAGUACACAAAGCACUCGAUCAAAUCGGUACCGGCUGAGAAGUGGGAUCUCUUCCAUGAGAUGCUCUUGACGGAUGAGCUGUCUCGUUGCGGCUCUGGUGGUUUCGUGUGGAAUGUGAUCGGUGGCUUUGGCAUCGGCGCUCCUCCACUCGUCAAGCACGGCAAGAAGGCACUCAAGGACCGAAUCAUCCCGGGCAUCCUGAACGGUGACAAGCGAAUCUGUCUUGCCAUUACCGAGCCGGAUGCUGGUUCCGAUGUGGCUAACUUGACAUGCGAGGCGAAGCUCACCGAAGACGGAAAACACUACAUUGUCAACGGCGAGAAGAAGUGGAUCACCAACGGUAUCUGGUGCGACUACUUCACAACUGCAGUUCGUACCGGUGGCGAGGGCAUGGGUGGCGUCUCUUGCCUUCUCAUUGAGCGCGAAUUCGAAGGUGUCAGCACUCGUCGUAUGGACUGCCAGGGUGUCUGGAGCUCUGGUACCACAUACGUAACAUUCGAGGACGUCAAGGUUCCCGUCGAGAACCUCAUUGGUAAGGAAAACCAAGGAUUCAAGGUUAUCAUGACCAACUUCAACCACGAACGCAUCGGCAUCAUCAUUCAGUGCAUACGAUUCAGCCGUGUCUGCUACGAGGAGAGCAUCAAGUAUGCGCACAAGCGACGAACCUUUGGCCAGAAGCUCAUCGAACAUCCUGUCAUUCGACUCAAGCUUGCACAUAUGGCAAGACAGAUCGAAGCAUCAUACGCGUGGAUGGAGUCUCUCAUCUACCAAUGUCAGAAGAUGAACGAGACGGAGGCUAUGCUCAAGCUCGGUGGCGCGAUUGCUGGCCUCAAGGCACAGGCAACAACGACAUUCGAGUUUUGCGCUCGUGAAGCGUCUCAGAUCUUUGGAGGUCUGAGUUACAGCAGAGGUGGCCAAGGUGCCAAGGUUGAGCGACUGUACAGAGACGUGCGAGCCUACGCUAUUCCCGGUGGUAGCGAGGAGAUUAUGUUGGACUUGAGCAUCAGACAAGCACUGAGGGUACACAAAGUCCUAGGCAUGAAACUUUAG